Molecule: messenger RNA, 1833 nt
Organism: Anopheles funestus (African malaria mosquito)
Lineage: Eukaryota; Metazoa; Arthropoda; Insecta; Diptera; Culicidae
Gene: Tango11
Product: transport and Golgi organization protein 11
Exons: 3
Coding region: 374-1171 (265 amino acids)
Source: RefSeq, a predicted model, not a curated record
UGUUCUGAACAUCAUAAAGGAAGAUUCCUCCAAAUUCUGCGUGCAAAUAGUUCAAAAAUUCAACGCGUCUUUCCACCGAGCGUUAUCCCACGCUUCUGUCAUUCCCGCUGUCAAGCAGCGAAGUUCAGAACAAAUUGGUGCUUGGAUAAAAAAACAGUGAAAAUAUCCAUGUCCGCGCAACAAAAAGAAAAUUGAAAACAUUAUCCAACACGACGAAAAAGGCGUACGCUUGCUUCACCGUACCUGUGCCCUCGGUGCUCGAUUUAUGCUCUGCACCCAGCAUUUACGUUCGUUAGUGCGCGCAUUAUAAAUAGUUACGCCGUCAGCUGCAUCCAGUGCCUAUCGGAAUCUGCUACAUUCAGUCGCAUACAAAAUGGCACGCUCGAUAAGUCCUGGAGGUUACUCGAACUACGACGACGACUCAAUGUUUCAGAAUGCCGCCUUUACGCACGACAUCAGUGAACAGAUGCGUGUACCGAAAAGGAUCCGUGCUACCGGAGAUUACUACGAUGAUCAGGAUUUGCUGCCGAACGGGAACGGUGAGAUUAAUUCGUGGAACUAUCACAACAAGAUCGAUAUGACCGUUCCGGAUCGUAUCGUGGUGCUCGGACAGGAUCAACAUUUGGUUCUUACAUCAGGCACCAAAUCAGCUCCCCGUGAAAUAAUGCUGGAGAAUUCCAUUCUACCCAAGGAUCCGGGGUUCGUACGCGUCUCAACGCCACCGCGCGUGAUCACGCUUUCCGAGCAUCAUUUUCCCUCGGCUUCGGAUGAACCGGAAGAGAAUGCCAAAGACAACAACCAGGAGGAUAACUAUGGACCGGCCUCGUUGGAAUCGAUCGAGGAUCCGCACAGCAGUAAUGCUUACUUCUCCAGACCAACUGUAUCACACAGCCGUGAUCCUGUUAAACGAUCCGCAUUUUCAAAAUACAACAAUGAGCUCACAUUAACCAGAAGCAUGCGUGAAGAAACGCCAACCUUUGGUGGUAGUGUCGAGAAUUUGACACCUUCAGAGGAACUGACGCACCUUAGACGACAGGUAGCAAAGAUAAAUCGCCGUCUGUUAGCGGUAGAGAUCGAUUCCGUACAAAGGCAACAGAGGGAGAAAAUUAUGUACUGCGUAGGCAUGGCUUAUUUCCUGUUCAAGACAUUUAUGUGGCUCAGCAGGAAGUAAAUACAAACCCUGUUACAAGGUGCACUACCAAACUCUAUGGUGGCCAUACAUACUGGUGCCACCAGCAAGCAUAAUGGUGAGUGCAUGUUUGAACAGCUCCAACUAUUGGAGCCUAAGUAUGGCACAAGCAUAUGAGCAUUCAACAAAACGUACGUUGGCCGUCAUUGAGUGCAAAAGGCGUGUGAGGACGGAGAGCAGUUGUCGGUCGAUGAUGCGGACAAAAGAUGCUUGCACGAAUCGAACUUUUUGAGCAGUUGGUUCUGGGAGGGAAGUGGUUUAAUUUGUGUGAAUAUAGGACAAGGUGUCUUUGUCAUAAAUAUUGGUGAUUGUGAAGGAAAUUGCUAUAGGAGGGCAAUUGUUUACCGAAUGAGUCAGGAGCAAAAGUAUUUUCCAUAAAAAAACCUGAGUGCUAGUUGAUUAGAUUUCCCAUUUUUACGUUCCCUGGGAGUAGCGAUAAAGAGUAGUAAUUUUUUUUAUUACAAAUUUUUAUUCUUUCUUCACUGACCCUAUGAACGAGAAUGAUUUUUUUUGUAUCGAUGAUAUUUGUGUUCUUUUUAAGUUAUUCCACGAAACUUAAAUACACGAGCGUUAGGAUUUACAAACUCAUGAUGUAGCAUGCAAAUUUGCAGAAAAUAUAUAAAUAUCGUUAUGAAAUAAAUUAA